AACAUAUCCAUUUGAUUCUCUUUUUUAAUCUAUCAUGAGAAAGUUCAUUUUUGAGGAGAAUCUGUGCGAGAGGAGUAACACUGAUAAAAAUGAGAGUGAGGACGAUUCUCCUACAUACGAUUCUCUUAUUAAAAAUCGUUCCCUCCAGUUCACGGACCUGCGACAAUCCAUAAAAGAUAAAAUUACUAAAAGUGAAAUAUUUUACAGUUUUGAAAUUGUUUCUGGGAGGAAAUCUAAAGCAUUUUAUCAGAGACUUCUCUUGGGCAUGGAUAAGUACUCGCCUCUUUUUUAUGCGUUAACAUGGCAUAAGGAAGAAGGAGUUUUUAGCAAUGAUAGCUAUUUGCCUUUAGAGCUGGUAGAGAACUUUCCAUCUAAUACUCUUUUACAUCUAGCAGCUAAGGGUUUAAAGCGCGACGAAGUCGUUUGUAUCUUAAAGAAAGCCCUUGCCUUUGGAAUAAUUAAUAUAUUUGCGCUACAAGGAGAGUUAUUAUCGGAAGACGGCGACUUCAAAUAUGCAGUGGAUUUGGUUGCUUUCAUAAGGGAACAAUUUGGCGAUACGUUUUGCAUAUGUGUGGCAGGCUAUCCACAAAUGCAUCCGAAAUCAGUCUCAAAGGAAUUCGACUUGUAUUAUUUAAAGGCGAAAGUAGAGGCGGGCGCAGAUUUUAUCAUAACGCAAAUAUGCUUCGAGUCUGAAAUUUUUAUCAACUUCGUGAAAGAUUGUCGAAAGAUUGGAAUUCAAGUUCCAAUCCUUCCCGGAAUUUUCGCGCCAACGAGUUACAAGUAUUUGGAGAAGAUGGCAGAUAUUUGCAGGCUUGACGUCCCGAUGGAAAUUAAAAAUGAUUUGGCGCGAAUAAAGGACGAUGAUCAAGCGACGAGAAAAUUUAUAAUUGACUUGACCGUGCGAAUAAUUACGGAUAUAAUUAAAAGCGGAACUACACGUGGCUUUCAUCUAUUUACAUUGAACAGAUUAUCGUUAGUAGAGGAAAUAUGCAGCCGAAUAAAUUUCCCCAAAUCGGAAAAUGCUUAGGAAAUUCGUCGAUCAAUUUAUAAUUCACAGGAAUAUUAUAUAAAUAUAUUAAUCAAAUUAGAAAGAUAAUUAUAUAUUCAAAUCAAUUUUCGUAGUAGAUAAAAUAAAAGCGAU
Molecule: messenger RNA, 1141 nt
Organism: Camponotus floridanus (Florida carpenter ant)
Lineage: Eukaryota; Metazoa; Arthropoda; Insecta; Hymenoptera; Formicidae
Product: methylenetetrahydrofolate reductase
Exons: 5
Coding region: 35-1027 (330 amino acids)
Biological process (GO): tetrahydrofolate interconversion
Cellular component (GO): cytosol
Molecular function (GO): methylenetetrahydrofolate reductase [NAD(P)H] activity; FAD binding
Source: RefSeq, a predicted model, not a curated record